AUGUUACCCGAAACACCGAGCUCCCUCGUAAAGCCUCUUUCCCCUUCACCACCUAUGGCUGGCACCCCCUUAAAGCCUGCCUCGCCUCCUUUGCAUGCACCAAGUUCACAUGCAGCUGACACCACCAUUGAUGCAUGUCACUGUUGUGGCCCCCACCUUGGUAGCGAGCCAUCUACAAAUCCUCUGGGGCUUGAUCGUCUUGCAAAAUCUCAAACAAGUGGGCCACCACCUCCACCACCUUCAUCUGUCGAUUGUGACAGUGUCAUACUUCCGAGUGGCCAACUCUGGCAGUUUUGGCCAAAUGGCGAGUUCGAGCAGGAUCUCACUCAGCAAGAUGCAGAUGAUCCAUCGCACAGCAACUUCUUGAAUCACUGGGCCUGCCAUACAGGGGGUCGGCCUCGUAAUCAAGGCAAGGCCAAUGCGAGUGCCUGGCAUCUAGGAAAAGUUCGGCGACGACACUGUAAUGGCAUUAUCAAAUGUUCCACUCAGGGAUGCCCAUAUAUGCUUCGUCCACUUGCUGAUCCUUUGUGCAAGGUUCGGGCACAGGCACAAUCAGCACUGUGUAAGAACUGCGAUAAAAAGACUAUGUACCAUCGGCCCUGUAAUGUAACUCUGGAGCUGUGGUUCUACAAGCAUGGUGUGCAUGUUCGCAACACUGGUACUCAUAUGCACCCUCGUCUCACCCGCAAAAUACACCUCACUUAUCAUGAGACCAAUUCGAUCAACCACAUAAUUGAAGAGCACCCCACUGUGGGCCCAGCUGAGCUAGUGACUGGUCGACGUGGGCUGCAUGGUCCCCGAGAGUCCACAGCUGCAAUAUCGUCAGUGCUUGACAAUCCAUCAAGGAUUGUCUAUCAGCAAAAGUUGUACAAAAAGUCAUUCGCUCGCCCUUUUCAAGUUGAAUGGGUUGAGUUUCAGAACGAACAUCCAGGCUUUAUCAUCAAUGAAACCGCUCAGCUGAGUUCUGUUUCUGUGGUCUCAGGUCAAACUCGUUUUAUGCGCUCGCAGCUUGCAAAUACCGAGGACCGACAGGGUGGAAUCGUGUCUGAUGCUUCCUAUAGCUAUUGGGGUGAUCGUGACAGCAUUCUCAUAACAAGUUCUGUCUAUUGCAAGAAACUCUCAGAAUGGAUACCUGCUCUUGUUUCAUAUGCGAAUGGUGCAACAGCAGAACACUAUCGAAUACAUUUUCUUGCUCUUUUUCACACUCUAAGCAUUGGCCUUCGUGAAACUGGUGUGCAGAUUCAGGACCACUUGAUGGCAAAUGUCGUUGAUUUUAGUCAAGCUGAACGGAAUGGGUUUAUCGGUGCUUUUAUCCAGUUUUGGCAAGAUCAAGAGGAAGACAUUCGCACAGUUAACGAGCUUGAAACGGCAGCCCGGUCCCUACUUAAAGGAUGCCAACAGCACUUCCGAGCUUCUGUUCAGCGAGUUCGCAAAAUUACUAGUGCAGUUCCAUAUCCUCUAGGCCAGCCGUUCGAAGAGCGUGCCAAUUUCUUGCUACAUGCUGGUACUGUUGAGGAUUUUGAAGCUAUCGCUGAGGGUAUUCUGAACGACUUUCCUGGGAUUGAACCUUGGCUUAGCUGGUGGCGACAUCCGGAUCGUGUCCAAAUGCUUUUUCGCAGUCACACCCACAUUCCUGAUGAUCUAUGGGAUAGCCUCCCUAGUACCACCAAUGCUCAAGAGGCCAUGCAUCAUAAGAUUUAUUCUCACUGUGGCAAGAAACACGAUUUUAUUCCUGGAUGGCGUGCACUGCGUGGCUUCGUGUCAAAGAUGGAGCACCGUGCAGCAGCCGAGUCAACUCAAGGUGGAGUUAUGACGAGGUACAAACCUCUUCAUCAGUACAAAAAUAACCAGGAACAAUAUGGUCGCGCCAAACCAGGACGUGAUCCUCUGCAGAAAAUCUCGCACUCUGAACCUGAUCGGGCUGACUAUGCUCCACCUGACACUGCAGAAGAUCUUGAGGCCAAAGCCAGCCAGUCUCCUUUGCCUGAAAGCAAGACUACCGCACCAAUACCUAAGUCAAAACAGCCACAGGAGAGCAAGGAACGGCUACCCUCAUUUUCAUGGAUCGAUAACUCAUGCUGGGUUGAUACCACACUCGAGCUUAGUUCCUGUGGUAUUUAUCUUGGAGAUUAUAACACUGAUUUUCAGCCUCGAAUCAGUGCUGAAAACCUCGGAGCUGAGGAUCCUAUGCAGAUCUUGGCCAAUGCCAUACAUAUACGAAGCACAUUAAGCGAUUCAUCACCACUUUCUGAAAAGAUACAAAUACUGUCUGAGCAGCGAAACACCCUUCGUCGAGAAUUGAUGGACCUUGGCAUCAUAGAGUCACUAAAUGGCUUUGGCACUCUGUUUGGUUGGCUGGAAUCCUUGCUAGGCUAUCCUCGAGGACGAGAGCCCACUUUCCUACAUGCAUAUUUCCAGGCUCACUCAUUGCUUAUUCGCUCAUGCACCGGUCACUCUGGGAAUACUCUGGAUCUUCUUCGGUCAAAGCACUGGCAGAUACCAGUGCUUCCCCGGCUGUCGUUCCUCUACCAACUUGAUCGUUCCCUGGCUGUAAAAUUCAAUGGAGACAUCAAAUCAUGGUUUAUUGACAGAUUUUCAAAGCCUGUGGCAAAACCUUUGACAUGCUGCUGGUGCCAGUCAAGGUCCGAUGGUACUGCAAUUGACCAUGCAGGAUGUCAGGGACAGGCCACAUUGCAAGAGAUAUAUGUUCACAUUCCUGUCCUCCUUGUGAUCGAGUUAGUUGAUUCAACCCAUGAAGCUGCUUUAUACCCUGGAUCUCCACAGUGGAGUUGUCCUCCGACACUUAGACCUCUAUCCAAGCAGGCAGAGCAAGAUCACCACCUGGUAUAUCGCCUGUGUGGCCGGGUGUUUUCUUCAGGCAACCACUUUACUGGGCGAGGUCUUACACCAGGUGGACAAGUAUAUCGCUAUGAUGGCAAGGAUCGGGGCUCAGCAUUUGUUAUCUCACAGUCGUCUAUCAAGAAGCAUCUUUCUGGCACAGAUACCAACCUGAAAAUUUCAAAGUCUACUCGUACUUGUGCACUGUUCUACCGUCUUGAAGGAGGCACGUUGGCUCAGCGAUACUAUGCCAGGCACCAAACUGCGAUACUACAAGAUCAGUAUGGAGUCAGGUCAGAUAUUCCAUCAGCAGUGCUCAAUGAUGCUCAGGAUUCUAUUCCUCGGCCAUGGAGCAUGUCUACUAGUCAUGGCACACAAAUUCCUGGCAGUCAAAUUUUUUGGUCUCACCAGGCGGGGUCAAGUUUGGAAUACUACUGUUCGGCCAAACCUCUUAGUGAACCUGUGACUCCCGCUCGAACCAAAAAACAAAAAAAGCUCCAACCUGUUACUGGAAUUUUUAGUACCUCAGGUCUUCCCCGCCAUGACAAGCACACCAUGCGAGUGGAUUCGCCUGCUUCUGCAACGGGACAGGAUUUACAAGGUGACCUACCUUUAGCAAUGCCGCUACUCCAGUCAGCACCAGUUCUUGAGGCAGCACCAACAACUCCACAGGUGGAAGAUGCAGUUCAUACCAAUCCUUUUGCCGAGGCAUACCAUAGUCCGCCACAAUCUGCCCCUUUUCCUAUUGCAUGUCGCUGUGGGCUUGAGGGUAAUGGGCAUAAGCUAAAUGUGAACGAGCCUGUUGUCCUUUGUGACUCAUGCCAUAAUUGGUCUCACCUUGCAUGUCAACACGAUGGCUGGAUUAGUGAUCUUGGGCCCCGUGCAUCAUUUGAGUGUGACGGUUGUUCUGCUUCAGAGAUCAAACAUCUUCUUGGUGCUCGCAUAUGUAGACCAAAGCGAGCAGUACGGGCCAAGCAAGACUUGGUUUCUCGUCUCAAGCCUGGCAAAGGUGGUUUGGCCCGCUGGGGAAAAUACUGGUAUCCUUGGUGGCGGGGUAACAUUUUCAAACCUACUCGACCAGUCCAAGAACUAGAGGCAACGGUUGCUCAGGGAGAUCUUGUGGAUAGCCUGUGGGGUGAAGCUAAAGCCCGAAGACAGAUACGGCUGGGCCGAUGGCAGCAUUCCUGGGAUAUUGACCUCAAGAACGAUGAAAACACUCUUGGUGACUUCUUGGACAGGCAAUACCAACCAGAGGAAUCCAUUUCUCAAGCACUAUGGCCCUAUGCAAAGGAUCUGGCCCAGAUGGUCAGUGAAUGCAAAUAUCCCAUUGAGUUUCUACACCUGCCUGCGGCAAGGUGGGUAUUCGAGCAUCCAGACGAUGUUCCUCCAGUCCACGGGGGAACCUUUUCGGCGAGCAUGGCAGCCCAGGUUGCGAACUGGAUCUUUAGCAGCAUACCUGGCGCAGAUGUUGAUCACCAAGAUUGGUUCAACGGGUGGCCGCAUAGCCAUGCAUCCGCAAUUGUCUAUGCUUCACUGCAUGACAGGAGUCUCCGUGAAGACGCAGAGUUUCCCCAUCAUGCAGCACCCGAGGUCCAGCAACAGUGGCUCUGGUUUGUAUCAUGGAACCAGCUGUUUCGAGCCCGUCAGAUCGAACUUACUGCAAGUCUGCGGACCAAAGACGUCGACCACGAAAGUCUUGAUAUCCUGGAGGAACGUAUGCAAUGA
Coniophora puteana RWD-64-598 SS2 is the source of this 4563-nucleotide messenger RNA. RefSeq lists its product as uncharacterized. Lineage: Eukaryota; Fungi; Basidiomycota; Agaricomycetes; Boletales; Coniophoraceae. The record is from RefSeq and is a predicted model, not a curated record. The transcript has 13 exons. Bases 1 to 4563 code for a protein of 1520 amino acids.